AUGCGUGUCUUCACGAAGAGGGACAUUCGUAGCGAUGCUAGGCGUAGAAUCAUUGCCGCCUCGCCCGCCCCGUCAGUGGCUGUUAGCAGUCAAGGCACAGCCAAUAAUGUGAGCACCAAUCGCCCAGCUCGUCCAGCUCGGUCUUCUGCCGGCUACACAAGGGUUCCGGCACGGUCAAUCAAGCGUCGAAGGCUUGCGACGCCUCCUCCUCCGCAGCGAAUCGAAGCUCGAAAACCACCACAGCUCCACACCAACGUCCGACGCAUCAUUCUAGAGCGCCACUGGGUCGACUGUAGCGCCUGCCGAGAGGCAGGACGCGAGUGUGUUCCUCCUCAGGCCGACUCGAUGCAACGAAAGUGCUGGCGAUGCCGCGCAAAGACCAAGAUCUUUUGCGACGGGUGCUUCUGGAUGGACUACCACAGCGUCAGAAAGUUCAAGCAGCUUCUCGACGCCGGUCUUGACAUCGAAGAGGUCGAUCAGCGUGUGUGGGGAGCGUUCCCUGGUGUCCUGGGCGGUCCGUUUGACAAGUGCAAGACGUACAGCUUCGCUGCUGAAUCCACUUCGAACGACCAUGAAUUUGUAUUCAACCCUGCUCUGCACACUCUCUAG
Moesziomyces antarcticus is the source of this 609-nucleotide messenger RNA. RefSeq lists its product as uncharacterized. The transcript has 2 exons. The record is from RefSeq and is a predicted model, not a curated record. Lineage: Eukaryota; Fungi; Basidiomycota; Ustilaginomycetes; Ustilaginales; Ustilaginaceae. The coding region runs from base 1 to 609 and encodes 202 amino acids.